Molecule: messenger RNA, 1048 nt
Organism: Drosophila novamexicana
Lineage: Eukaryota; Metazoa; Arthropoda; Insecta; Diptera; Drosophilidae
Gene: l(2)efl
Product: protein lethal(2)essential for life
Exons: 3
Coding region: 115-684 (189 amino acids)
Biological process (GO): response to heat; protein refolding
Molecular function (GO): protein folding chaperone
Source: RefSeq, a predicted model, not a curated record
AGCUCCACAAAAACGCUUCAAACGCGAAACGGAAUAUACAAGAAAAUCAAUUCAGCUGUUUUCACAAAUAAUCAACAAAGCUCUGUCUAUCUCUUCUGUUCUCCUGUCACGUAGAUGUCCGUUGUGCCUCUAAUGUUCCGCGACUGGUGGGAUGAGCUUGAAUUUCCAAUGCGCACCUCGCGCCUCUUGGAUCAACACUUUGGCCAGGGUCUGAAGCGGGACGAUCUGCUGUCGUCCGUUUGGAACUCACGGCCCACAGUGCUGCGCUCCGGUUACCUGCGUCCCUGGCAGCGUUCGGUCAACAGUCUGCAGAAACAGGAGUCCGGCUCCACGCUGAACAUCGAUAGCGAAAAGUUUGAGGUCAUUUUGGACGUGCAACAGUUCUCGCCCAAUGAGAUCACUGUGAAAGUCGCCGACAAGUUCGUCAUAGUCGAGGGCAAGCACGAGGAGAAGCAGGACGAGCACGGCUUUGUCUCGCGCCAGUUCUCCAGACGCUAUCAACUGCCAAGUGAUGUCAAUCCCGACACAGUCACCUCUUCGCUGUCCUCGGAUGGUCUGCUGACCAUUACGGCGCCCAUGAAGAAACUGCCGCCGCCUGCCACGGAGCGCCUGAUCCAGAUAACACAAACCGGGCCCUCGUCCAAGGAGGACAAUGCCAAGAAGGUCGAGACCACAACCACCUAAACGCCAUGGACUGUUAAGGUUCUCGCUCGCUUCUCUCCAAAGGAGCGUUAUGAGCAACUACAUUAUUUUUUAUACGAAUAUAUGAGAAUUAGAAUUAGCGUAAACCUUGUAUUAAAUAUAAAUUCAAAAGUGAAAUGAAUGUCGAGAAUUAAAGAUGUUUUAGGGCAAAAGUACUUUCGAUACGAAUCACAAAAUAAACCAAGGCAGAUUCUUCGAAAAGAACUCUUGAUCAUAUCAGAUCAGAGAUAUAGUACAUACAUAUAAAAAACUGAUCCGUAUAACUUGCCAAAUGCAUACGGAAGUGUAUGCGAAAUUUAUUCGAAUAAUUUCCACAUAGAAAAUUAUGAAACAAUACUAUAAACUA